Molecule: messenger RNA, 720 nt
Organism: Phytophthora sojae
Lineage: Eukaryota; Oomycota; Peronosporomycetes; Peronosporales; Peronosporaceae
Exons: 5
Coding region: 1-720 (239 amino acids)
Source: RefSeq, a predicted model, not a curated record
AUGAGAUGUCGACACGAAGUGACGUGUGACAAUGCGCGUCGCCACUCCUCCCCCAGAAAGAAAAGGAGCGAGCCCGGCGAAAAUGGAGGUCCCGUCGGCGACGAGCGGAACGAAGCUGCGGACGAGGCAACGCACGCGGCGCACCCGGAGAAGCUGAACGGCGAGAGGUACAGGUGCGGCGCACCGAAGAACGUAGGCGAGGAAGACGGCGUGCGUAACGGCAACGCGGGAUGGACUAGGCUGGACGGCGUGAACACUAGCGACGCGUGGCAGGACUGGACUGGAUCUGGAACUGGAACUCGAACGGAGACUGGAACUGGAACUGGAUGGAAGCGCGCGCUGGAGGCGCAAGUGCUACCAAGUAUCAUUACAAGUAUGGUACCCCAGUACUGCUUUAUUGAGCGAUACCGUGGCGUGGCCCUGCGCGCUGAGAAGACGACUACAGACGAGUACGACGAUGAAGAGGUCGCUGAAGAAGAGGAGCGACUGGAGAAGGUUUUGAGCAACAAGCAGUUGGUCAGUACGACGGCGACCAAGGAGCGGUGGCAGUUCGCCCUGUGGUUCAUUCAAGGCAAGGGCCCCCGGUAUGUGGUGGAAAAUGUUCUGAAGAUCAACCGUCUCGGCAGCACGGGGAAGGGGACGCCUCCGAGCGAAGCAGUGCACGACGAGCGCGCACACAUGCUCCGCACCGAGGCGUUGUCGGAGGAUGCGAGGGAGUAG